AUGGGAGGAGACGAGGACACGAUCAUGGAGGAGGGCCAGAGGCCUCCUCCUGCACCCUCCUCUGUUCUCACCUUACCUCCUCUCACAACACCUCUUGAUCAAAUUGGAUCUGCACUAGCGUCAUCUCCAUCUGCUUUUCCUCAGAUAUCACAAAUACCUGGAGCAAGCUCUUUAUCAACUCAACCUACCCUAGUGACUGGGAUGCCCCCACCACCGGACCGUGUCAAGAUGAGUGACUCUGAAAGCAACUCCCUUGAUAACCUCGUCAAGCGAGACAGCCUGGUUGAAACUAAUUCAGAUUGGUCUGAUGACGAAACUGCCGUCAAGUCUGGACUUCCUGUUGGUUCUCUCGCCACUGGGCUUUGUUACGAUGUCCGAAUGCGUUACCACUGUGAGGUUCGCCCAACCACCGAGGUUCAUCCGGAAGACCCUCGACGAAUUUACUACAUCUUCAAAGAGCUUUGCCGUGCUGGGCUGGUAGAUGAUCCGGAUUCUGUUCAUCCGCUGGCACCACAGACACUGAAGCGCAUCGCUGCUCGAAAUGCCACUGAAGAUGAGAUUACGCUCAUCCACUCCCAAGCUCACUACGCCUUUGUCAAAAGCACCUCAGAAAUGCCCGAUGACGAGCUGGUGUACCUCGAGAAGACUCGCGACUCGAUCUAUUUCAACAGAUUGACCUUUGCUUCGUCUCUUUUAUCCGCAGGAGGCGCCAUUGAAACAUGUUUGGCCGUCGCACGGCGGCACGUCAAGAAUGCCAUUGCUGUGAUUCGCCCUCCGGGUCAUCACGCGGAAUAUGACACUGCAAUGGGCUUUUGUCUUUUCAACAAUGUCCCCAUUGCAGCCCGAGUCUGCCAACAGACCCUUGGAGAUCAGUGUCGUAAAAUUAUGAUUCUGGACUGGGAUGUUCAUCAUGGUAAUGGCGUGCAAAAGGCCUUCUACGAUGACCCGAAUGUUCUCUACAUCUCGAUUCAUGUCUACCAGAAUGGCAAGUUCUAUCCCGGCGGCGCCGAGGGUGACCUGGAUCAUUGCGGCGAAGGUGCUGGACUCGGGAAAAAUGUCAACAUUCCUUGGCCUGAUCAGGGCAUGGGCGAUGGCGACUACAUGCAUGCCUUCCAAAAGGUUGUGAUGCCCAUUGCCGUGGAAUUUGACCCGGAUCUAGUGAUCAUCUCUGCUGGGUUUGAUGCCGCUGCUGGUGACGCCCUUGGUGGCUGUUUCGUAUCGCCCUCUUGCUACGCUCAGAUGACACACAUGCUCAUGACCCUCGCAAACGGCAAAGUGGCGGUCUGUCUGGAGGGCGGGUACAACUUCCGAUCGAUUUCCAAGUCUGCACUUGCUGUGACCAAAACCCUCAUGGGGGAGCCCCCAGAUCGGCUGACCAAGACAGCCCCAACUCAAGAUGCCAUUGAGACCGUUGGCCGUGUGAUGGCUACUCAGGCACAGUACUGGCGUUGCAUGUAUCCCAGGCCACCUCAGCAUCUCGCGUGGGCGGAUCGAUUGCAUGAUGUUCUUCGCGAAUAUCAGGCCCAUCAGCUUUACGAGAAUUUCAAGUUGACUCCUCUUUACAUUUAUCGCAACAAGAUAUCGAAAUCUUUCCAGAACCAGGUUCUUGCGAGCGCAAAUUACCAUGAGCGUGUUCCGCUUAUUGUCAUCUUUCACGACCCUCCCGAGCUGAUGGGGUAUCCCGACCCCGUCACUAGCAAGCUCGAAGCUCACAAUUGCUGGAUGUCCGAUGCGCAAAAAGAUUACAUUGGAUGGAUCAUUAGCAAGGGCUACGCUGUAAUUGACGUGAACAUCCCCAAGCAUGUUACACAGGUACCAGCCACGGGAAAGUACGAAGAAGAAGACGAGAAUCGACCCACUGCAACCGAAGAGCUUGCGAACUACCUGUGGGACAACUACAUCGACUUCUUUGACAAGCGUGAAGUUUUUUUCCUCGGAGUCGGCAGCGCAUUUGCAGGAGUGGUAAAUCUCCUCAUCAAUCGGGAAAACCUGUACAAGCGCGUUAGCGGGAUCAUUUCGUUUGUGGCGGAAAAUCCCGUGCGGGCUGUUGCCUCCUCCACACAAGUGUGGCUGUCCAAAUGGUACCGAGAUAACUCGCUGGUUUUUGUUUCCGAGUCCCAUGCGGUCUGGAAAGAUCAAGACCGCAAGCCAUCCAAGCGAUACGGCACACUUUUCAAAUCCAGCAAAUCCUCUCUGGGGGAGAUGAUGACCGAACAUCAGCAGCAGGUCUUUGAAUGGCUCGCUGAUCGCGCGGAUGAGGCCCUUGAUGAGACUGAGGAUGAAGCUGACGAAGAUAUGGCCGUGAGUGGGUAA
Messenger RNA from Penicillium oxalicum, 2313 nucleotides. It is a transcript of the gene hdaA, whose product is annotated as histone deacetylase hdaA. Gene Ontology annotation, cellular component: histone deacetylase complex. The record is from RefSeq and is a predicted model, not a curated record. Bases 1 to 2313 code for a protein of 770 amino acids. The transcript is spliced from 15 exons. NCBI's taxonomy places the organism in Eukaryota, Fungi, Ascomycota, Eurotiomycetes, Eurotiales, Aspergillaceae. Gene Ontology annotation, biological process: chromatin organization. Gene Ontology annotation, molecular function: histone deacetylase activity.